This is a messenger RNA of Piliocolobus tephrosceles (Ugandan red Colobus), 1973 nucleotides long. It is a transcript of the gene SLC43A2, whose product is annotated as solute carrier family 43 member 2. The transcript has 6 exons. The record is from RefSeq and is a predicted model, not a curated record. Gene Ontology annotation, molecular function: L-amino acid transmembrane transporter activity; neutral L-amino acid transmembrane transporter activity. Gene Ontology annotation, biological process: neutral amino acid transport. Bases 1 to 744 code for a protein of 247 amino acids. NCBI's taxonomy places the organism in Eukaryota, Metazoa, Chordata, Mammalia, Primates, Cercopithecidae.
AUGACCCACGGGAGUCCACGGGAAAUGCCAGCCCACUCGAUGGACUGUGGCGCUGGACCCUGGGGAGGGCUGUCUGCCGGGCGUCCCCGUGACGCAGCGCCUUCUUCCGCAGUUGGCCUCUACACCUCCAUCUUUGGCGUGCUCCAGCUGCUGUGCCUGCUGACGGCCCCUGUCAUUGGCUACAUCAUGGACUGGAGGCUGAAGGACUGUGAAGACACCUCCGAGGAAUCCGAGGAGAAAGACGCCAACCAAGGCGAGAAGAAAAAGAAGAAGCGGGACCGGCAGAUCCAGAAGAUCACCAAUGCCAUGCGGGCCUUCGCCUUCACCAACCUGCUGCUUGUGGGCUUUGGGGUGACCUGCCUCAUUCCCAACCUGCCUCUCCAGAUCCUCUCCUUCAUCCUGCAUACAAUCGUGCGAGGCUUCAUCCACUCCGCUGUCGGGGGCCUGUACGCCGCCGUGUACCCCUCCACCCAGUUCGGCAGCCUCACAGGACUGCAGUCUCUGAUCAGCGCGCUCUUCGCCCUCCUGCAGCAGCCGCUGUUCCUGGCCAUGAUGGGUCCCCUCCAGGGAGACCCUCUGUGGGUGAAUGUGGGGCUGCUCGUCCUCAGCCUGCUGGGCUUCUGCCUCCCGCUCUACCUGAUCUGCUACCGGCGCCAGCUGGAGCGGCAGCUGCAGCAGAGGCAGGAGGACGACAAACUGUUCCUCAAGAUCAACGGCUCGUCCAACCAGGAGGCCUUCGUGUAGCGGCUGCCGCCUCGGAACUGCGGUCUCCUGCCUGUGCUUCAGUGACUGACCCCUGUCCUGCCCCUCCAGAGUACCCCCCGCACCCCCAGGACCCUCGCCAUCUCCGUGCUGGAGUUCACGCUCCCUCCCGGGGCCCUGCCUCGGAGCUCUGUGGUGGAAGGACGGGAGAGGGCCUGGGACAUGCGAGUGUUUUGAUGCCGAACGCAGGGACUGCCCUGACUUUGCUCUGCCGCCUCCUCCAGGGACCCAGGGCCUGGGGUCUCUGUGGUGCCUGCAGGAGGAGCCAGGAACACCCGGCAGGCAGGCGUUCUCCCGCCAGUGUCUGGAUUCUGCCUCGUGCCAAAGCAGAGGGGGCUGCCAUCCACUGCCUGCCACCUGCCCCUCGGCUGCAUGCCCACGGCCACACCUGCCUGAGGACAAAGGCUUGCACUGUCUCGCCCGCGCCUGGCCCCUCACCCCCUCCCUGGCCAGUCUGAGGCUGCCUGAGGAAGGAAGGACCCGCUUCCUGUUGUUGGUGCUAACUCCUUUGUAAUUCCAGCCCUCUGUCGCCUGUGCAGGGCCCGUCCACCCCUUGAGGCCGGUGGAGAAGCCCCACCUGGCUUACACCCUGGAGAGGGUUUAGUGGGCUGGGUGGACAAGGGUCGCCAGUGGCUCCUUGCCUCCUCCCACAGGGCUUACGCCGGGGACAUGUUUCCACUGCCACCCUCGUUCCUGUCUGCCACCUGAAGGCAAUUUGAGGACCGCCGCCAGGGCACCCCCUACAUACACACAGCUGCUUUUGUGGGGGUGGACGCAAGGCUGUGGCCAGCAGACACGGAGGUGCAGGUCAGGGUGGGGACGUGGGUGGGUCCAAGGGGUGUAUGGGGUCGGGGUGGGCUCUAGGAGUUAGCCCUCAUGCCCACUGACCAGGCAGGAGCCGCCAGGCCUGCAGGCUGGGCCAGCGCCCAGGAGCCAUCCUGGCGCGGGGCCAGGAGCUUGUCCAAGGCCACAGGCCCACAGCACCCCCUGCUGGCAGGCUGCGCAGGGACUCUGGAGCUGAUGCCGGGGGAGGCCUGUCCGCCUGGCCCACCAACCCGCCCACCUUGACCGCCCCCAGAAGUGUGUCUUGAGACCUCCUGGGCGUGCUUAGAGGGGUGAGUUGAUGUUUGGAUUUUUAGUUAUUUUUCUCUUCAGUUUUAUCAGACUUCUUUUUUAUAAAGCAAUAAAUCCAUUUUCCUCCUGGUAAGGGA